Molecule: messenger RNA, 351 nt
Organism: Purpureocillium lilacinum
Lineage: Eukaryota; Fungi; Ascomycota; Sordariomycetes; Hypocreales; Ophiocordycipitaceae
Source: RefSeq, a predicted model, not a curated record
AUGCAUCCGAUGCGCGCACACUUGCUGGAGAGAUGCUUUGUGCGUCUCGUCCACCACUCGCCUGACACGAUCGAGCGCAGUCGACACUACACCCACGGAGUCGACAGGCAGCCAGCAAUUCACCUGGAGCGGUGGGCGAAGCAGCACCUCAGCUUACACCAUCGAUGCAGCGAGCGACAACCGCCACGACACGCUGCGACUCGAGCCAUGCCCUGCCCGCCCUGUCGCAAACAACGCGACGCAGCUGCUCCUCGUGCGACGCGGCUGCCCGCACCCGUCCGGCGGCUACAAGAGUCGUACCUCACGCGCCGUCGCGAGCGUAUCCUCUGGAACCGCACGGAAGCUGCGUGA